ACCGACAAAAACAACAUCUGUCAGAAGUCAAACUGAAAAAUCUUUUUCGGUAAAAUUGACGAAUUCGAAGCUCGAAUAGAUAGAUAUCGAAAUAUUUGUUAAUGAAUAAGAAGAAAUAAUUACUAAUUGUUACAAUGACUGCGGCUAAUAAUGAAUAUCCAAAGGCUUCCAAUGCCACCUUAAUAGGAGCGACCAUUACUUACAUCGCGGGACUGUUCCUGUUGUUGUCUUUUGCUGGACCGUAUUGGAUUAAAUCAUAUUCGGGAAUGUUCUCUUCGUUUAAACACAUGGGCCUAUGGGAAUACUGUUUUGAUCGCUUCAGAUUUCCCUCCUAUCAGUAUGAUAAGUAUUUUGAUGGUUGUCAUUACAUUUUCGGUCAAGAGUUAUACGUCAUCCGUGAAUGGUUGCUGCCGGCAUGGUUAAUGGCAGUUCAGACAUUUGUGACAUUAGCUUUGAUGCUGUCUUUCAUGGCACAGAUACUACUGGCCUGCGUAGUAGUUCGCAUGCCACUUAGAACAGUGCUGCGAUAUGAAUGGAUAUUCGUAUCUAUUUCAUUUAUUAUGGUUGCCAUAUCUAGUGUGUUUCUAUUUCUCGCUGUUGCAAUAUUUGGAGGCAACUGCUAUCGUCGUGAUUGGUUGCUGUAUCCAUCGUUCAAUAUUCUUUCUUGGUCUUAUGCAUUUGCUGUUGUUGCCUUCAUAUUGUUUGGUUUGGCAGCAAUUCUUUUAUUUUUGGAAUCACGUAAAUUAUAUGAGCUGCGAUUGGAAGCUAAGAAUCUUGUAGCUCAAAUGCAACACAGCCAGCCUGAGCAUGCUUUGCAUCAAUUGCGUGAUCAGUUGCAUCAACAACAGCAACUUGGAUAUUUUAGGAACUAAAUAUUAUAAUCUAACUAAAUAUUUUAUUAUCAACGCGUUUUCCUGAAUUAAACAGUAAUACAAAUAUUGCAAAGUCCAUUAAACACAAAUAUUCACACAGUUUGAUAGUUGUAUAAUAGUGAACACAAUGUUUUACACUAAUUUUGACCUUAUGGUGCUUUUCCGCGGAUAUGGAUGGCAAUAUUUAUGUUUGCAACUCCUUAGAAAGUCAACAACACAAUGUACAGUAAUACAAUGACAGUAACAUAAUGUUGUCAAAUUUUUUAUUGAGGUCUUAAUUGCAAAAGUAUUUCAGAAACAACAUAAAAUUGCCACUUUCCUUUUGCAAAGACAGCCUUGGAUUUAAUCUUGCAUUAGUUGUAAACUAUAAAUCUCUAAAAUAUUCAAUCAUACUAUUUAAAGACAAAACUGACUUAAACUUGUAUUUUUAGUAACUAAGACUUAUAUAUUUUAGUAAUAUUUGGUAAAAUUAGAACUUGCUAUUUUAAUGUUUAAUUUUACAUUUAAGUUUGAAUCUGUCAAUUUUAGAGCAUCUUCAUUAAAGUUGAGACGGCUCAAAAAAUAUUAUUUUAAAGGUAUAUUCCACAGAUUAAAUUAAGAUAUAUAUUAGGUCCUUACAUAUGAAAUUAGCAUUUUGUCGUACUGACCACUUUGAUCUGAAAUAUCUCCUUUUUGGUUAAGAAUUUCAAAUUCAAAUUGAUAAUUCAUUUAGCUGGUAAAAAAAACUUGAACGAUGGGUACCUCAUGAAUUGAGUAAAUCGAACUUGCAAACACGCAUCGACUGCUGUGUUACUUUGCUCAACCGACACAAUAAUGAAGGGAUUUUAACUAAUCUGAUAUUCGGAAUAAUAAUCCGAUAAUCGGAAGCGCUGGUCAUGGCUGAACCCUGGAGACCAGCCAAAUCCUGCCCUAAACGAAAAUUGAGUUAGAAAAAGUAACUUAUGAGUGUUUGGCGGAUUAGCACCGGUGUCGUUCACUACAGCUUUCUAAAAUCUGGCCAAACGAUUACGGCACAUAUCAGUUGUCAGCAACCGCAAACCAUGAAGGAAGAACAAGCUGCUAAACAACCGAGAUUGGUCAAUCGCUCUAGGCCACUGCUGCUUCACGACAACGCAAGACCACACACUGUACAAUAAACAACCACUAAGUUAGAUGAGCUACAACUGGAAUGUCUGCGACAUCCACCGUACUCCCCGGACCUUGCUCCAACAGAUUACACUUUUUUUCCGGAAUUUGGAAUCCUUCUUACAAGGAAAAAAAAUCAACUCCGAUGCGGCAGUCCAAACCGCCUUCAAGGAGUUUAUUGAUUCUCCAUGGUUUUUUUAGUAAAGGGAUCAAUGAAGUACCUAUGAGAUGGCAAAAGUGCAUAGAUAACAACGCUGAAUACAUUGAUUAAUUAAUAUAUUUUACAAAAAAAAAUUUACUUUAUAUUCCUCCCGCACAAAACGCCAAUUUCAUAUGUAAGGACCUAAUAUAUAGUGACAGUUAAAUACAAAAAGGGUAUUUAUUUUGUGUUUGGAGAAUGCCCUUGAGGUGUAGUAAAAUGAUGAGAUAAGUUGGUAAUAAUAAAAAAAAAAAUUGCAGAAUUUUAGUCAAGGUUUAUUGAAAUCAGAGGACAGCAAGAAAAUCAGAUGAUUUAGAAAAUCAGAUAAUUCACAGAAAGGAAUCUCAAAGAGUUUGUAAGUGCCGUCACAACUUUUAAACUUAUUGAAUUUUAGUUCAAUAUUUAAUAAAUAUGACGGAAUAAUAAAGUAAACGCAAGGUUUAUAAAAUCACUUAUUUGUAUGAAUCUCAUUCUGUAAUGAAAUCCGUCCAUAAUGUCAAAAGUAUUUGAUUGACAGUGUAUGUUUAAGAUUAGACUCAUAUUACAUAUUAAUAAGGGCUGAGAUGGCUAGUAAAAGACGACCGCAUGAUUAAAUGCGUCUGAGAAUCAUGGACUUUAAUUCAUUUCAAAUCUAAUACAUACAAUCAAACCGACACAUAAUGCAUUGAGCAAUGUGGUGGAAUCUUUAAAUUCUUCUUGGAGGAGGCUUUAACUCAGUAGUGGGAUUUUCUGGUAUAUAUGAUAUAAUAAUUGCUACCAUAAGAAAUUGAUACGCUAUAUCUCGUUACAAACACUGCCAUGGCAAUACAAUGUGAUAUGAGUCUUAAUUGUAAUUUAUAUUAUAUUAUUAAUUUGAUUAUUUCUUAAGUAAGCAUUUACUUCUUUUAGAAGUUGAAUUAAUAAGUUUUAUACUUUAGUGUUGAUGCAAAUUUUUUUGCUUUAAUUGUCAUUCAAUGUAUUUUAAGAAUUAUGCAACAUGAGUAUUUACUUAACUUUUUUAUUUUUAUAAUUUUUAUUAAGUUAGAAAGAAUUACUUACUAUGUUAUAUUAUAGCAGUAGAUUGCACAAGUUUUUUGGAUGCGGUAACAAUCAAAUUGAAAAAUAUUAAUUAUCGAUAUGUAUGCAGUCUUAUGAGCUUUGUAGGAAAUAUAUUACCGAAUAUUAAUAUACUAUAAGCAUUCCAAUACAUUUGGUGUCAAAGGACACAUGAAUCUUCUAUUUUUUAUAUCACUUAACUUGAUACAUGAUGUAGUCAUGUGAAAGCCAUUAUAACGUAUUAGAAAGUAUUUUUGUAAGACAAAAAUUAGAAGUGCACAUUUACUGUAUGAAAUAAGUUUUCUUGUAUUAAAAGUGUAUUUUCAUAUAA
Messenger RNA from Nymphalis io (European peacock), 3562 nucleotides. RefSeq lists its product as uncharacterized. Gene Ontology annotation, biological process: regulation of tube size, open tracheal system; septate junction assembly. Gene Ontology annotation, cellular component: membrane; septate junction. The transcript has 5 exons. The record is from RefSeq and is a predicted model, not a curated record. Bases 135 to 872 code for a protein of 245 amino acids. Lineage: Eukaryota; Metazoa; Arthropoda; Insecta; Lepidoptera; Nymphalidae.